AUGAAUGGCCCCGGCAUGGAGGAAACGCCGUUUCAGAAAGUCAAGACGCGGCGCAAGAGGAGCCACUGUCCGCCCGGGGUCAUCGCGUGCGAGGAUGAGUUCGACUGCAAGGAGCUCGAGUGCCUCUUCCACAACUAUAACCUGAAGCUGGACCAGACCUCCACAUUAAAAGCUCUGGCGGUACUGCUUCUCCUCUCCUCCGGUCUCAGUCUGCUGGAGCUGCUGUCCGGACCGAGCCUUACCGUCUCCAAGGGCUCUUACCCCGUGCACUUCAUCAUCUUCAUCUCGCUCUUCAUCGUAACCAAUGUCAAGUACCUGCAGGUGACGCAGCUGCAGCAGAUCGUUCACCUGACCCUGCUUUUCAGCUUUACCUUCUCCAUCCUCUGCUGUCCAUUCCCUCUUGUCUCUGGCACUUCUGGUCCGGAUCAGGGUGUGUGGCAGCUUGUUCUGCUAACGUUUGUAGCCUAUUCCCUCCUGCCAGUCCGGACGCUGCUGGCACUGCUGUUUGGGAUCAUGGUCAGCAUAUCGCACACGAUCGUCACUGCAACAUCAGUCACGGUUAAAACGCACAAACUGUGGAGAACGCUGGUUGCGAACACAGUGCUCUUCACAGGUAUGAAUCUGUCGGGUCUGUUUGUGCGGAUCCUGACGGAGCGAGCGCAGAGGAAAGCUUUUCUACAGGCCAGAAACUGCAUUGAGGAGAGACUGCGUAUGGAGGAUGAGAACGAGAAACAGGAACGUCUCUUGAUGAGUCUGUUGCCGAGGAAUGUUGCAAUGGAAAUGAAGGAAGAUUUUCUUAAACCGCCAGAGCGGAUCUUUCACAAGAUUUACAUCCAACGACAUGACAAUGUCAGCAUCCUGUUUGCUGAUAUAGUGGGCUUCACGAGUCUGGCAUCACAGUGCACGGCACAGGAGUUGGUCAAACUGCUCAAUGAGCUCUUUGGCAAGUUUGAUGAGUUGGCCACGGAGAAUCACUGUAGGCGAAUCAAGAUUCUGGGUGACUGCUACUACUGUGUUUCAGGACUAACUCAACCCAAAACUGACCACGCUCAUUGCUGUGUGGAGAUGGGCCUGGACAUGAUCGACACCAUCGCGUCAGUGUCUGAAGCUACAGCGGUGGAUCUGAACAUGCGUGUGGGACUGCACACAGGUCGUGUGCUCUGUGGGGUGUUGGGUCUACGAAAGUGGCAGUAUGACGUGUGGUCCAAUGACGUGACGCUGGCCAAUAUGACGGAAGCAGGCGGACUGCCUGGGAAAGUUCACAUCACACGCUCAACGCUGGAGUGUCUGAAUGGAGAUUAUGAGGUGGAACCAGGAAACGGUCGAGAAAGACACUCCUUCCUGCUCAAACAUGACAUAGAGACCUUCUUCAUAGUACCGUCUCACCGCAGGAAGAUUUUUCCGGGUCUGAUACUAUCAGACAUCAAACCUGCAAAAAAGAUGAAGUUUAAGACUGUGUGUUAUUUACUGGUACAGCUUAUGCACUGCAGAAAGAUGUUUAAAGCUGAGAUCCCAUUCUCCAAUGCCAUGAACCUCGAAGAGGGAGAUAAGAGACGCGUCCUUCGCUCCGCACCAGAGAAGCUGAGGAACCGUACGUCAACGUCAGCGAACGCCACUCAGAGCAGUCCAGGAACACGCGUCAACCGCUACAUCAGCCGUCUGAUUGAAGCAAGACAGACAGAGUCCGACAUGGCCGACGUGCACUUCCUCACGCUCAUGUAUAAAGACUCUGAGCGCGAGCAUAGGUAUCAUCAGCUGAAUGAUGAGUAUUUCACUGGUGCUGUGGUGCUGGCUCUCAUUCUCGCUUCUCUGUUCGGCAUCAUCUAUCUACUCCUCAUACCACAGGGGACUGUCGUGCUGGUGAUGUUAGUUUUCUGCAUCUGUUUUCUAGUUGCAUGUACCAUGUACCUGCUGCACAUCACUAGAGUUCAGUGUUUUCCAGGGUGCCUCACCAUACAGAUCCGCACAGUUCUGUGCAUGUUUAUAGUGCUCUUAAUAUAUGCUUUGGCUCAGGCAUGUGUGAUGGGCUGCAUGCCGUGGCUUUGGCCCACCAAUUCCACCCACUCCAUCGUGAUCACUGACGCAGCCGGCAGGAUGAACCGCACCAUGGCCGAGCUUCCAUGUGAGGGUGCACAGUACGCCUUCAUAUGCUGCAUGGUGGGCACGCUGACCAUGGCGCUGUUCCUUCGAGUGUCCUGGGUGCCCAAAAUGGUUUUAUUAUUAGGGCUGGCGGUGCUGUACGUUACCAUACUGGAGCUGAGCGGAUUCAGACACACUGCAGGGUCUGGUUCGUUCAGUGUUCGCAGUUUGGAGCCCAUCCUGUCUCUACUGCUUUUCUCCACCGCACUGGCCCUGCACUCCAGACAGCUGGAUCUCAAACUUCGUCUCGACUUCCUCUGGGCCACACAGGCAGAGGAGGAGAGAGAUGGCAUGGAGAAAGUGAAAUUGGACAACAAGAGAAUUCUCUUUAAUUUGCUGCCUGUGCAUGUGGCACAACACUUCUUGCUGUCAAACCCCAGAAAUAUGGAUCUCUAUUAUCAGUCCUAUGCUCAGGUUGGUGUUCUGUUUGCUUCCAUACCUAAUUUUAAUGACUUCUACAUUGAGUUGGAUGGUAAUAACAUGGGCGUAGAGUGUUUGAGACUGCUGAAUGAGAUCAUCGCUGACUUUGAUGAGCUCAUGGACAAAGGAUGUUACAAAGAUAUCGAGAAAAUCAAAACUAUCGGCAGCACAUAUAUGGCAGCAGUUGGAUUGGUGCCUACCAUUGGAAACAAGGCAAAGAAAUCCACUGCAACCCACUUGAGCAACAUAGCAGACUUUGCCAUUGAAAUGUUUGAUGUCCUUGAUGAAAUCAACUAUCAGUCCUAUAAUGAUUUUGUCUUGAGAGUGGGAAUUAAUGUAGGUCCAGUAGUCGCAGGGGUGAUUGGUGCUCGGAGGCCACAGUAUGACAUUUGGGGGAACACUGUAAACGUCGCCAGUCGCAUGGACAGCACUGGAGUACCAGGGAAGAUCCAGGUGACGGAGGAUACCUACCGGUUGCUUCAGAACAACUAUGAUCUGGUGUGUCGAGGUAACAUCAGUGUGAAGGGCAAAGGUCAGAUGCUCACCUACUUCCUGGAGGGCAAAGCUCAGGAUGCAGGGAACCGAGCGCCACACCACACCAGCGGUCUGGAGCGGCGCGUUCACGCCAUCGCUCGAACCAGCAGCACACAAACCAAGACUGGCAGCACGUCAUCACUCGCCUCAGGCCUCACUGCAAGGGCUGGUGGGAGUCACAGCGCAGCUGCUAUCAAUGUGCCUACCGUCGGAGAAGAGGACGACACCAAAGAGGACAUGGAGGAAGUAUAGAGGAAAGAUCUGAACAAUAUCUAACGUAAACGUAUCAAAAACUAUUUUCAAUAAAAUAACCGGCAAACCCCCACUACGCUCUGGCUUCUCUGAAAGACUUGCAAUAGCAGUAUAAAGAGGAGACACUAAACAUCAAAGUAUCAAGCACUAACAUACAGAAAACCUAUUUGUCCUACUGAAUGCAGGGAGAAUCCAUGAAGCUCCCAGACGCGCAGCCCAAAUCUGAAGCGAGCUCCCCAUUUCCAACGAAACCUAGAUUGAGCUUCUAGUCUAGAAUGAAUGUCUAUGGAUGAGCCCAUGGUGAGCGCUCAGCUGCGUUAGAGCGCCACCUACAUUUCAGGUCUGUAUAUUGUGAUGGAAGGUAAAUUGCUGCCAUCUAGUGGAAUGAACCAACACUGUUUUGCAGGGACAGAGAACCUGAAUCACAGGCUUUCAAAGACAGGAUAAAAUAAUGUCUGUUCAUCAUAAAAAUUGUAAACAUAUGCAAUAUUAUGGUGGGGUGGCGGUUCUGUAAAACGAGAGCUAUUUUUGCAAUUAGUCCACUGUAUGCGUGUAUGGUGUGCUUCUAAAUCGCCCAAAAAAUGAAACCGGUCAAAAAGUCUCCUCAAAAGUGGAUGCCAGUGGUGUUUUUGGAGUGGAGUAGUCCUCCACAAUCCACUGCAAACUCACAUUAAUCACCUGCUUCUCACCAUUCAGUCUGAUGGAUUCAUGUUGACUUUAAAUGCCGAAAACUAUAAACUGCCUCACUAUAUACAGAUUCAAAAUGCAUAUGUGUACACUAUUAAAGGGUAGCACAGAAUAGAAAGACAGCAAACAUCCUCUUUAAAGGAUGACUUGUCUCUUACACUGCAGGAAUGUUUAAAAGCCUCGAAACUGAUCUUUUUCUAGGCAUCAUUUAUCAUUUUUAUGCAUCAAAAGUCAACAUCUUAUUUGAGUCUUUAAAUAUUAGAUGUUCUUAUGAUAAAACUGUGUGUACGUUUUAUAUAUUCCUCAUUUAAGGGAAGUUUUUGCAUGUAAUACAUUUAUAAUAUUUAAUGAAAUGGCAAUAGGACAAGCAUAUGCCUGAAUUUAAACAAAUGCACUAGAUUUGAACUUGUAAGACAUUACGUGUAUUUGUAAUUGUUUUUAUUAAACAUAAGCAAACGUUUAUCAGACCUUUAAAACAGCUCAAUCAGGGCUUGAAUUAUUGAUAUGGAAAGAAACGCGUAUAUUAAAGGAAUGUUCUGGAUUCAAUACAAGUUAAGCUCAAUCAACAGCAUUUGUGGCAUUAUGUUGAUUGCCACAAAAAUGUAUUUAGACUCGUCCCUUCUUUUCUUUAAAAAAGCAAUAAUCUGGGUUACAGUGAGGCACAUUGCAAUGGAAGUGAAUGGGGGCCAUCCAUAAAAGUUAAAAUACUCACUGUUUCAGGAGUAUAGCCACAAGAUAAAACAAUAUGCAUGUUAACAUAAUUUUAGUGUGAUAAAAUCACUUACUAAACUUUUUUGAGUUAAGAUAUAUACAAUUAUACAACUUUGUUUCCAUGACGAUGCUGUACACCCUAAAACAACUGUAAAAAUGACAUUUAUCAAAUAACACCAGUUUUAACAGAAGAAUUAAUGUAAGAGCUUUUAGAAAAUUAUAAGCUUCACAUUUUUGCCUUUUUAUACCCUUGAAAAAUUUGCCCCAUUCACUUCCAUUGUAAAUGCCUCAAUGUAACAUUGAUUUUUGGUUUUGUUAAAGAAAAAGAGGGACUAGUUGAAAUAGCUUUUAUGACAAAGUUGAUUACCACAAAAAUCUGUCAGUUGAUCUUAACUUGUAUUGAACCCAGAAUAUUCCUUUAAUGAUAUCUGUACAAUCUUUAAAACUUUAAAGGUCGCUUUCAGCUUUCAAGUAUUGCUCAGGUGUCACUGUUCUCAUUUUACACUCUACUUACAGUGGAAGUCAGAAGUUUAAAUACACCUUAGCCAAAUACAUUUAAACUCAGUUUUUCACAAUUUCUGACAUGUAAUCGUAGAAAACUUAUCCUGUCUUAGGUCAGAUAGGAUCAAUACUUUAUUUUAAGAAAGUGAAAUAUCAGAAUAUUAGUGGAGAGAAUGAUUUAUUUCAGCUUUUAUUUCUUUCAUCACAUUCUCAGUGAGUCAGAAGUUUACAUACACUUUGUUAGUAUUUGGUAGCAUUGCAUUUAAUUUGUUUAACUUGGGUCAAAUGUUUUGGGUAUCCUUCCACAAGCUUCUCACAGUAAGUCGCUGUAAUUUUGUCCCAUUCCUCCGGACAGAACGGAGUCAGGUUUGUUGGCCUCUUUGCUCGCACACACUUUUUCAGUUCUGCCCACAAAUUUGAUCAGAUUGAGGUCAGGGCUUUGUGACGACCACUCCAGGACCUUGACUUUGUUGUCCUUAAGCCGUUUUUCCACAGCUUUGGAGGUAUGCUUGGGGUCAUUGUCUAUUUGGAAGACACUUCAUGAUGUCUUGAUGUUGCUUAAAUAUAUAUAUAUAUAUAUUUAUUUGAUUGAUUUUGAUUUGAUUUUUGAUUCUGUUUGAUUUGCACCUUUCACACCAAACUACGUUCAUCUCUAGGAGACAGAAUGUGUCUCCUUCCUGAGCGGUAUGAUGGCUGCAUGGUCCCAUGCUGUUCAUACUUGCGUAUUAUUGUUUGUACAGAUGAGCGUGGUACCUUCAGGCAUUUGGAAAUUGCUCCCAAGGAUGAACCACACUUGUUGGAGGUCCACAAUUUUUUUUUUCUGAGGUCUUGGCUGAUUACUUUUGAUUUUCCCAUGAUGUCAAGCAAAGAGGCACUGAGUUUGAAGGUAGGCCUUAAAAUACAUCCAUAGGUACACCUGCAAUUCUGGACACCUCCUAUCAGAAGCUAAUUGGUUAACUGUCAAAAGGCUUGACAUAAUUUUCUGGAAUUUUUCAAGCUGCUUAAAGGCACUGUUAACUUAUAUGUAACCUUCAGACCCACUGUAAUUGUGAUAUAGUCAAUUAAAAGUGAAACAAUAUGUCUGUAAAGAUGGUUGGAACAAUUACUCAUGUCAUGCACAAAGUAGAUGUCCUAAACAAAUUGACAAUACUAUAGUUUGCUAAUAUGAAAUCUGUGUAGUUUAAAAACAAAAAGUGUAUGAAAUCUUCUGACUUCAACUGUAUAUCUUUCUCCGUGUAAUAAUUUCUUGUUUAGAUAAUUUAUGAAGUUUUGACUGUUUAAAUCAAUGCACUGCAGAAUUCAAUAUCAAAGGGUCUCUAAUUUUUCAAUAUGCAUCUUUAUGACACAUUCAUGGAUGUACUCAAGUAAUACAAAUCAAGUAACAGAAUGUUUCCAAAGCCUUGAAGUGCAUUGAUUUUCAGGAUAUAAAUACUGUAUAGUGCAUUCUGAAAGUUUGAAAGAGGUUUUUUGCAUAAUGUUUGUUACAAACUUCCAAACGUUUAAAUAUUAAAUUAAUAUCCUCAUUUAAAAAUUAAACACAUGAAGAGUAUACAAAUGUGAAUUAUAUUUCAAAUCUAAAAUUUUACUAGAAUAAUUGAACUUGUUAAAAUGCUCAAAUUAAUUAUUUGUGAUGGUAUUUGUGUUUGGAUGUCAAAGACUGAAAUCAAGUGUACUGCAGUUGUAAUAAAAGCAUCAUUAUGCUGCGAUGGGACUGACAGACUGUUCUAUAUAUAUUAGAAUGUACCACUAUAAACUAAUCAGAAGUGUAACGAUUGACACAUUUAUAUCAUUAAUGAGACCACAAGUGUGAUAAUAAUAAUAAUAACAUAUGAACAUUUCACAUCUUUAUAUUUAAACUCUUGUUGUGUAAAUGCAGAUGAUACAUUACAGGAAAAUGAAAGAUUGAAUCUAUGUAUCUUUUAUUUCAUACUGUGUUUCACUCAACUGUGUCAAAUGCAGGCUCUUUAUAAAUGAGUGAUAUGUGUUUAAGGAGAUAUUGAUGUGUGGUUUAAUGUGAAUGAGGUCGAUUAAGAGAGGUUUACUGGGACACCAGUGUACCGUGACCAUUUAUUGACAUGGAGGGCAACAACCUGUCCAAGAGAGAUCUGUCACACACCCACACUGUACACACAUUUUCUCUCUGGAAUGGUGCAUGUUCACAAGCAAAAACUCAUUCUCUUUAUAAACAUUUGUUAUAUUUCUAUUCUAAAUGUUUAUUUUAAUGCUGAUGUUUUAAAUGACAAUGCUUCUCUUCAGGGUACAGUUGGAUUAAUCUCUUUUUAAAAUGUGUCUAUAUUUGAAUGUGUACUGAAACUUAAUUUGUAAUGUACUGUCAACUAUAUUCUUGCCUUAUUGGAUACGUUUGUGGUGAUUGAAGUCAUUUGCCUUUUAGCAACCUUUUAGCUCUUUGAUAUACACAUGUGGAUUUUGUAAAUACAGUGAUGUAUGAAUUACUGUCCUUUGUACAGUGUAAACUUGGGCAAUAUAAGAUUUGUAAUAAAGA
Xyrauchen texanus (razorback sucker) is the source of this 7747-nucleotide messenger RNA. Its product is annotated as adenylate cyclase type 1-like. Gene Ontology annotation, biological process: intracellular signal transduction; adenylate cyclase-activating G protein-coupled receptor signaling pathway; cAMP biosynthetic process. The coding region runs from base 1 to 3345 and encodes 1114 amino acids. The record is from RefSeq and is a predicted model, not a curated record. Gene Ontology annotation, cellular component: plasma membrane. The transcript is spliced from 21 exons. Gene Ontology annotation, molecular function: adenylate cyclase activity. Lineage: Eukaryota; Metazoa; Chordata; Actinopteri; Cypriniformes; Catostomidae.